AUGAAUCGUGAUGAUCCAAAUGUGGCAUUCGAGCAUGUAAAGAAAAUACGACCAAUGCUUGAACCGUGUAUGAAAAUGGAAGAUGGAAAAAAUGAGACUGCUUGGAGGACCUCAAAUGAUAUUGGUUUAAUGCAAAUGCUUUCUGAUGCUCAAGCAAUGCAUAAUCGAUGCCAAAUAAAAAGUGAAAGACAACCAGUUUUCUUCGUUUUGACUGAUAUGAAUAGUAGCACAGCUGCUGAUAAGUUCAAAUUCCUUCCCGACCGAGUUACAAAUGAUGUGCUGAAAAGCUAUUCAACCUUUGAUAUUCUGAUGCGAAUUAUUUGGACAAAAGAAACGGUGCGAGAUUUCAAUGUAGACGUUGCUGGUUGGUUGAAUGAAACACAAUUGAAGAGUGGCGGGUAUAUUCUAUGGGCAGUGGAUGACUUGUCUGAUCCAACUUUUGUAUCGAAUACAUACGGACUUUGUGCACCUCCAACCGAAGAAAAAGGGCCCAAGAAUGAGCUGGGAGCGGGUGUGUGGGUGGCGAUCGGUUUGGGUGGAUUGUUGAUUCUUUUCGAUGAUUGCACUCAUUGUUUUGCUUAUUCUAUUUUCGACUACAAACUUCAUAAAGAUCUCGCUGAUGAAGGACUUGAUCGUUAUGUGCAAGAAUACAACAAAGGAGAAGAUGUUUGGGAAAUUGAUCCAAGAAAUCUUCACAUCAGCUCCGAAAAAAUCGGAUCCGGUGCGUAUGCUGUUGUGUUUAAAGGCAUUUUAACGGGAAUACCACCAGUUGUGAGAUUGAUCCCACGGGCACAGUUAAUUGGUGGAUAUGCAAAAGAUGAGAAUGCGGUGGCUGUGAAGAGACCAUACGAACAUGCUAAUUCGGAAGAAAGGAUCGAAUUCCUCCAAGAGAUUCGUUUCAUGAAAACCCUCGAUUUCCAUCCGCAUCAAGAAGAAUCUCCAAUUGAUGCUGAUGUUCUUCCGGUGAUCGCGUGGCAAAUUUGUGAUGCUUUGUCGUAUCUUUCAACAAAGAAUAUCAUUCAUCGAGAUGUGGCUGCAAGAAAUGUUCUGAUAACAAGUGCUAAAGUGGCAAAGCUUUCCGAUUUUGGUUUAUGUCGACAUGUGGAUGAUUUGAUGUAUAGCUCAAAGAAGACAGCUAAAUUACCCUUGAAAUGGAUGGCGCCUGAAUCAAUUGAAAAGGCUGAGUAUAGCCAUAAAUCGGAUAUGUGGUCAUAUGGAAUUCUUUUGUAUGAAAUAUUUUCUUUUGGUGUCGUUCCAUAUCCGACAAUCGAAUCUGAAGCUGUCCUGGAAUUUGUGAAGAAAGGAAAUCGACCUGAAAUACCUGAUGAAACACCAUCAUAUAUAGAGCCGAUGUUGCAUCAAUGUUGGCAAAUGAAACCGGCAGAUCGACCGAAUGCCGGUGAUUUGAAAUUCUCUCUUUACACUCAAAUAGAGGCCACAAUUUCUGGAGAUGGAUAUUUACAAGUGCAG
Messenger RNA from Mesorhabditis belari, 1470 nucleotides. The record is from the annotation of a GenBank genome assembly. Lineage: Eukaryota; Metazoa; Nematoda; Chromadorea; Rhabditida; Rhabditidae.